UUCGUAGCUGCAGCAUGAGCUCGUCCAAGGUUGUCGACAAGUCGCUCUUCCUCGAGACGCUCAAGGUGCUUGGCGUCCGCGCCGAAGGCAAGCAGAUCGGACAGAUUGUCAAGCUCUUCUCCAAGCAUUUGCUCAACCGGCCCAAGCUGCGCAACGUCGUGCCGAUUCCCGCGGAAGCGCACAAGCUCGUCUUGCUGGCCGAGAGUAUCAAGAGCCUUGAGAGCUCGCCGAUCGACCUCCAAGAGUACAUCAAGAAGGAGAACCUUUCCGUGCACACGCACGAGAUCCAGCUCGACUACUCGUUCUGGGGCGUCGACCAUGUGCUGCGGAAGCUGCUCCCCGCGUCCAUCACGGAGGUGCCGGCGUCGUUCGAGACGAUUGGGCACAUUGCGCACAUCAACCUGCGCGAGUUCCAUCUCCCGUACAAGCACAUUAUCGGCCAAGUCAUCCUCGACAAGAACGGCCCGCGCAUCAAGACGGUCGUCAACAAGACCGAUACGAUUGAUACGGUCUUCCGCACCUUUCCCAUGGAGGUCCUCGCCGGCGAAGACAACAUGGUCGUCGAGCUUCACGAAAGCGGCUGCAACUUUACCUUCAACUUUGCCCAGGUCUACUGGAACUCGCGCCUUCAGCAAGAGCAUUUGCGCAUGAUCCGCCAGUUUGACCCGAAGAAGGAUAUCAUCUGCGACAUGAUGUGCGGCAUUGGACCGUUCGCAGUCCCGCUCGCCAAGAAGGGCUGCACCGUCUACGCCAACGACCUCAACCCGAAGAGCUUUGAGUACCUCCAGAUCAACCGGACGAAGAACAAGGUCGAGGCCAAAUUGCACCCGCACAACAUGGACGGCCGCGCGUUCCUCCACGAGCUCCUCGAGAAGCGCAUCCAGUUUACUCAAGUGCUCAUGAACCUCCCGGCGAUCGCGCUCGAGUUCCUUGAUGCGUUUCCUGGCCGCUUUGAUCACUGGGAGGGCGAGCUGCCGUUCAUCCAUACGUACUGCUUCUCGUCCGAAGUCGACGCACCGGAAAAGGACGUCCAAGAGCGCGCGGAAGCGAUCCUUGGCGCCAAGCUCGAUAUGGCGACGACGACCAUCUACCAAGUGCGCGACGUGGCGCCCAAGAAGCUCAUGAUGUGCAUCUCGUUCCAGCUGCCCGCGGCCGCAGCCUACUCGGAGGAGAAGCGCCAGAGCAUGAAGCGGCAAAAGGUCGCCGCCUAAGUGCCAUGAGACCGACAAUAUGACUCAAUGUCUUCUUACGAGCGUUAUCCUCGAG
Saprolegnia parasitica CBS 223.65 is the source of this 1266-nucleotide messenger RNA. RefSeq lists its product as hypothetical. Gene Ontology annotation, biological process: tRNA N1-guanine methylation. Bases 15 to 1211 code for a protein of 398 amino acids. The transcript is spliced from 3 exons. NCBI's taxonomy places the organism in Eukaryota, Oomycota, Saprolegniomycetes, Saprolegniales, Saprolegniaceae. The record is from RefSeq and is a predicted model, not a curated record. Gene Ontology annotation, cellular component: cytoplasm.